Molecule: messenger RNA, 588 nt
Organism: Hibiscus syriacus
Lineage: Eukaryota; Viridiplantae; Streptophyta; Magnoliopsida; Malvales; Malvaceae
Product: E3 ubiquitin-protein ligase RGLG4-like
Exons: 6
Coding region: 1-588 (195 amino acids)
Source: RefSeq, a predicted model, not a curated record
AUGAUGCAGGCAUGUUUUAAGACUUGGAUUAUAAAACUUUUCUUCUUUUGCUUUCUGAAUCGGUAUCUUGGAAGCCAACACAUCCAUGUUUCUAUUGAAGGCAAAGUAUCAUUCAACAACCGGAGUCUACAUGCCAUUGGUCACACGCCAAAUCCAUAUGAACAAGCUAUCACGAUUAUUGGAAAGACCCUGGCUCCUUUCGAUGAAGAUAACUUGAUACCUUGUUUCGGCUUUGCCACCACGCACGAUACAGAGGUGUUUAGCUUUCACAGCGAUCGUUCAUCUUGCCAUGGAUUUGAGGAAAUCUUAGAUUGUUACAGGAAGAUUGUUCCAAACUUGAGGCUAGCUGGGAACUGGCAUCUAUUCCCCGGAUUUGGACCAACAUUUUACGCACCUGUAAUCGAUGCUGCUGUUGACGUUGUGGAAAACAGUGGUGGUCAAUUCCAUGUGUUAGUUAUCAUUGCAGAUGGCCAGGCGAUUGUUUUGGUUGGUGUUGGCGAUGGACCUUGGGAAGAUAUGAAGAAAUUUGAUGAUAAGAUUCCGUCGCGUGAAUUCGAAAACUUCCAGGUUUCGAUUGAGGGAUUAUGA